Messenger RNA from Colletotrichum graminicola M1.001, 867 nucleotides. RefSeq names its product PHB depolymerase family esterase. NCBI's taxonomy places the organism in Eukaryota, Fungi, Ascomycota, Sordariomycetes, Glomerellales, Glomerellaceae. The transcript has a single exon. The record is from RefSeq and is a predicted model, not a curated record. Bases 1 to 867 code for a protein of 288 amino acids. Gene Ontology annotation, molecular function: hydrolase activity. Gene Ontology annotation, cellular component: extracellular region.
AUGCGUCUCUCCAGUCUGUUCCUUACCGUCCUCCUCUCCCAGGGCGAGGCAGCCCUGCAGCGAGUCACGAACUUCGGCUCCAACCCAACCGGCCUGACCAUGGAUAUCUCUGUCCCUGCGAAUCUGGUCGCCUCUCCUGCCAUCAUCCUUGCCCUCCACCCCUGUGGUGGCUCUGGCCCAGGCUACGCCAACCAAGCCAACUACAUCACACCCUCUGACUCAAAGCGUACCUUUGUUGUCAUCUACCCGUCUUCAACUAAAGACUUCAAUUGCUGGGACGUUGCCAGCUCAGCCACCCUUAGACAUGACGGCGGUGGUGACUCCACUGGUCUGGCUAAUAUGGUCCGCUACGCGAUUACACGAUACAAUGCCAACCCCCAACGCGUUUUUGUAACGGGUAGCUCAUCAGGCUGCAUGAUGACCAACGUACUUUCUGCUACAUACCCUGAUAUGUUUGCAGCAGCAACGUGUUAUUCAGGUGUUGCAGCAGGAUGCUUGGCAGGGUCACCGGGCUCAAGCCCUAUUAGCGCUGAUCCGAGGUGCGCCAAUGGUCAAAUCAACAAGUCUGGUGCGCAAUGGGCUGCGCAGGUGCGUGACAUGUACCCUGGUUACUCUGGGAGUUACCCGCGGUUCCAGACGUACCAUGGCACAGCAGAUUCACUCGUUAGGUACCCCAACCUUGCCGAGCAGCUCAAAGAGUGGUCUGCUAUCCAUGGUGUGAGCUUCACCAGGAACAACACACUUGCGGCCGGCUACACGCAGAUGAUCUACGGCGACGGUACUAAACUUGUGGGCAUCUCUGCGCAAGGGGUUGGGCAUACUGUACCCGUCCAGAGGGACGAAGACCUGAAGUGGUUUGGCUUGUAG